AUGUGGGGAGUGAACUGCUGGUCGUCAAGUUUCAACUUGAUCUCAAGCGCUGUCGUGGGCGCGGCUGGGUUCGUCUCCGUUCUGUCGCCCAGUAGGAAUACACCGUUACUGGCCUUCGCACUCGCAUUUACGUCGACCGUUACACUGGAUUUGCUAUUCCUAUCCCGGCAGUUUUUCGCCCUGGAGCAGUCAAUGGCACAUCUGUGA
Messenger RNA from Sparassis crispa, 207 nucleotides. RefSeq lists its product as hypothetical. Lineage: Eukaryota; Fungi; Basidiomycota; Agaricomycetes; Polyporales; Sparassidaceae. The transcript has 4 exons. The coding region runs from base 1 to 207 and encodes 68 amino acids. The record is from RefSeq and is a predicted model, not a curated record.